Messenger RNA from Quercus robur (English oak), 860 nucleotides. RefSeq names its product 60S ribosomal protein L13a-2-like. The transcript has 3 exons. Gene Ontology annotation, cellular component: cytosolic large ribosomal subunit; ribosome. Gene Ontology annotation, molecular function: structural constituent of ribosome; mRNA binding. Bases 82 to 702 code for a protein of 206 amino acids. NCBI's taxonomy places the organism in Eukaryota, Viridiplantae, Streptophyta, Magnoliopsida, Fagales, Fagaceae. Gene Ontology annotation, biological process: translation; negative regulation of translation. The record is from RefSeq and is a predicted model, not a curated record.
AAAAACCCUAGCAGCAGCUCUAAAUAGAUUCAAAGAGAGGCUGCCGCUGGCUUGGAAUCGUUGAGAGAGAGAGAGAGCAAAAUGGUGUCAGGGUCGGGGAUAUGCUCAAAGAGAGUGGUUGUGGACGCUAGGCACCACAUGCUUGGUCGACUUGCAUCGAUCAUAGCAAAAGAAGUGUUAAACGGCCAAAAAGUGGUAGUAGUUCGUUGCGAGGAGCUAUGCAUAUCGGGAGGACUCGUGCGGCAGAAGAUGAAGUACAUGAGGUUCCUCCGAAAGCGUAUGAACACAAAGCCAUCUCACGGUCCCAUCCACUUCCGGGCACCUGCAAAGAUAUUGUGGCGCACAGUCCGGGGCAUGAUCCCUCAUAAGACCAAGCGCGGUGCCGCUGCUCUCUCUCGCUUUAAGGCUUACGAGGGCAUUCCUCCUCCUUAUGAUAAGACCAAGAGGAUGGUUAUUCCAGACGCUUUAAAGGUGCUGAGGCUUCAGAAGGGACACAAGUACUGCUUGUUAGGUCGCCUUUCUUCCGAGGUUGGAUGGAACCACUACGACACUAUCAGGGAGCUGGAGGAGAAGAGAAAGGAGAGAGCUCAGGUAACAUAUGAGAGGAAGAAGCAGCUGACCAAACUUAGGGUGAAGGCUGAGAGGGCUGCAGAGGAGAAACUUGGUCCCCAAUCUGACAUCCUUGCCAUGGUUAAGUACUGAGGUUACAUAGAUUAGGCAGUUGCUUACCAUUUUGUUUGAGGAUUUUGUCGUAAUGACUUUUGUUGUUUUUUUGAGAUGGUGCACUAUGUUUUGAUAAAUUUUGAACGAAUAUUGGUUUCUCUUGAUUCGGCUAUAGUAUGUUUCUUUUAUUGUCUCAA